GAGACAGAGGACAACCAACCUGGUAGCUAGUCAGCCUCACACUGAACAAUAGAGUACAAGGAGCUGGCUAAGUUGGUGAUGAUGGAACAAUUGGAUAAAGGAAAAUGGAUUAUUUAGGAGGGAAGAUAUGGCACAGUCAGGAUCUGGAUAACAAAAAAGGCAAGAAAUCUGGCAAAUAGUCUCCAGCAGAAGAAAGGGAUCUAGCCAUGGCUCUUGAGACAAUCCAUCUGCCUCAGUCCCUCUUGCUGCUGCUGCUGCUCCUGCUGUCAUUGCUAUUGCCGCCAGGGGUGUGUGAUAUCUAUGGAAAGGAGACCAGGAUCCAAAGAUUCUGGAGGUUUCAUGUGGACAAUCCAAAGAGCCUCAUACCUGGGGGGAAUACAAAGUAUUGCACAGUCAUGAUUCGGAGGCGUCAGAUCUCGGAGAGGGGCAAAUGCAAGCGGGAGAACACUUUCAUCCAUGCCAUGGCAGGAGCCAUUCUGGACGUGUGCAAAGCCCAAAGUGUGAAGGCCUGCAAAGUAGGGAGAAAAAAUUGCCACACAAGUGACCAUUCCUUCAAACAGACCCUAUGUGUCCUCCAAGGAUUUGGUUAUUACCCCAACUGUGCAUAUGUGAGCUUCCCCAAGUUCAAGAAGAUCAGCUUGGCCUGUACAGGCUUACCCCGGGUUCCUGUGUACGUUGAUCCGUAACUUCUCCAUGCAGGACCUGCCUUGGGUAUUAUGGAUCCUGGGAAUGGUCCCUUAGUACUCUUCUGAUUGCCAGCUCCAGCUCCAGCUUCAGCUCCAACUUAAUAAUAGUCUCUUACUUUCCAAAGUA
Molecule: messenger RNA, 813 nt
Organism: Monodelphis domestica (gray short-tailed opossum)
Lineage: Eukaryota; Metazoa; Chordata; Mammalia; Didelphimorphia; Didelphidae
Source: RefSeq, a predicted model, not a curated record